Messenger RNA from Hirsutella rhossiliensis, 3324 nucleotides. Its product is annotated as ABC transporter domain-containing protein. The record is from RefSeq and is a predicted model, not a curated record. Lineage: Eukaryota; Fungi; Ascomycota; Sordariomycetes; Hypocreales; Ophiocordycipitaceae. The transcript is spliced from 2 exons. Bases 1 to 3324 code for a protein of 1107 amino acids. Gene Ontology annotation, molecular function: ATP hydrolysis activity; ATP binding.
AUGCCUCACCCCGUCUCGCCGCCGACCAUGGUGUCCCAAGACGCCCCUCCCCCGCCAUCCCACGAGGACGUGUCGGCCCUUAUCAAGACCAUCUUCACGGCCCAGACGUCGGCUGCCUCGGUCGACGCCAGCUAUGGCCUCUGCAGCCUGCUGCUCAACUCGGUCGGCUUCGUCGGUCUGCAGCAGCACGGCGUCCUGGCCGAGAUCAAAAAGGCCGCCUCGGACAAGAAGAACGGCCUCCGCCGGGAGAGCGCCCAGAACCUCCUCGGCGCCAUCUUGGAGCGCUUCCCCCCGAAGCAACCCAUCAGCGAGGUCGUCUUUCUGUGCCAGGAGGACGGCCUGCUGGCCUGUGCCCUCGACGCACUCGCCGACAAGGGCGCCGUCGUCCGCGAGGCUGCCCAGUAUGGCCUUGAUGCCCUCUUUGCCAACCUAAGCCCCGAGGCUCUCGUCACUGGUCUGCUGCCCGUCCUCUGCCAGUACCUCGCCAAGAGGACGGGCAAGUGGCAGGGCACCGUCGGCGCCUACAAGAUGCUGCAGAAGAUGGCCGACAAGGCGCAAAUGUCCAUGGGCACCACCAAGGAGGAGGCUGCCGACAAGGACGUGCUGCGCGAGGUCAUGGGCGCCAAGCUGGCUGGCUUGAUUCCCCUUGUCGAGGGCGGCAUGCACGAUCUCAAGGCCGAGGUGGAGAAGCAGGCCGUUCAGACCAUGAACUCGCUCACGACACUGCUCUCCAACGACGACGUCGCCCCCAGGAUACCUCUCCUCGUCGACACCAUGCAGCACCCCUCGACCCAGACCCUGCAAAAGGCCAUCCACGCCCUGUCUCAGACCACCUUUGUCGCCAUCGUCACCUCGCCCGUCCUGGCUCUGCUGACGCCCUUUCUCGAGAGGUCCCUCAACUCGCCCAACACCGCCCAGGAGGUCCUGCGCCAGACCGUCGUCAUCGUCGAGAACCUGACCAAGCUCGUCCACGACCCCAUCGAGGCCAGGACCUUCUUGCCCAAGCUCACCCCGGGUGUCAAGGGCGUCUGUGAUCGCGCCUCUCUCCCUGAGGUGCGCGAGCUGGCCAACCGAGCCCUGGCCACCAUGGAAAAGGCCAUGGGCAACGAUCAGGACAUCGUCGCGCGCACUACUCCUGAUGAUGUGGCCAAGGUUCUCGACGAGCACAUCAAGAAGAACAAUGGGCUCACGGGCGGCCUGGACAUUUACAAGCUAGCGCGUCCCUAUAUCUGCGACAUGGUGGCGACCGAUGUCAACUAUCGCUUCGUCACCCGCGUCUCGGACCGCAUCGCCCCGUAUCUGCAGCCCCUGAUGUGCGAGGCUGGAGCCCACCAAAAGGUCGGCGAUGCGGUGCAGCGCUACUACGUCGACGAGGACCACCGCCGAUACGGCGUCCCCGAAAAGGAGGACGACGGCGAGGUGGAGAUUGUCGACGCCGACUUUUCUCUGGCCUACGGAGGGAUGUUGCUACUCUCGCACACGAAUCUGCGCCUUCUCAAGGGCCACCGCUACGGCCUGUGCGGACGCAACGGCGCUGGAAAGUCUACGUUGAUGAGGAGCAUCGCCAACGGCAAGCUCGAGGGCUUCCCUUCCCAAGACGUCCUCCGCACCUGUUACGUGGAGCAUAACCAGGGCGAGGACGCCGACAUCAGCAUCCUUGAGUUCGUCUCCAAGGACCCCACCAUCGCCCCCCAGGGUACCAAGCGCAUUUCCGAAGUCUUGACCGAGUUUGGUUUCACGCCCGGGCCCGAGGGCCGCCAGGCUCAAAAAGUCGGGUCCCUCUCGGGCGGGUGGAAGAUGAAGCUCGCUCUGGCGCGUGCCAUGCUGCAAAAGGCCGACGUUCUCCUGCUGGACGAACCGACGAACCAUCUUGACGUGACCAACAUUGCGUGGCUCGAAAAUUACCUCAAGACGCACACCGAAAUCACCAGCCUCAUCGUCUCUCACGACUCUGGUUUCCUGGACAACGUGACGACUGACAUUUACCACUACGAGCCCAACAAGAAGCUGGCGUGCUACAAGGGCAACUUGGCGAGCUUUGUCAAGAUCCGGCCGGAAGCCAAGAGCUACUACACCCUCUCGGCGUCCAACGUGCAGUUCAAGUUCCCUCCUCCCGGUAUCCUGACGGGCGUCAAGUCGCAGACGCGAGCCAUCAUCCGCAUGACCAACGUCUCGUACACGUACCCCAAGGCGCCGAAGCCGUCGCUGUCAGACGUCUCCUGCCAGCUCACCCUGUCGUCUCGAGUUGCCAUCAUUGGACCAAACGGAGCGGGCAAAUCGACGCUCAUCAAGAUUCUCACUGGCGAGGUCAUCCCCUCCAUAGGCAAGGUGGAGAAGCACCCCAACCUGCGCAUCGGCUACAUCAAGCAGCACGCGCUCGAGCACGUCGAGAUGCACCUGGAGAAGACGCCGAAUCAGUACCUCCAAUGGCGUUAUGCUCACGGCGACGAUCGCGAGGUCCACAUGAAGCAGACUCGCGUCUUGUCUGACAAGGACCGGGAGCAGAUGGACAAGUGGGUCGACCUGAAGGAUGGCAAGUCGGCGAAGCAAAUCGAGGCCCUCGUCGGUCGCCAAAAGUACAAGAAGACGUUCCAAUACGAAGUGAAAUGGCGCAAUCUCCUUCCCAAGCACAACACCAAGAUUUCGCGCGAGACGCUCAUCGAGCUCGGAUUCGACAAGCUCGUGCAGGAGUUUGACGACCACGAAGCUUCGCGAGAAGGUCUGGGCUACCGCGAGCUCCAGCCGUCUGUCAUCUCGAAGCACUUUGACGACCUCGGGCUCGACCCGGAGAUCGCCAACCACAACGAGAUUGGGUCGCUGUCGGGCGGGCAAAAGGUCAAGGUGGUGAUUGCCGGCGCCAUGUGGAAUAACCCGCACUUGCUGGUGCUCGACGAGCCGACCAACUUUUUGGACCGCGACUCGCUCGGCGGGCUAGCCGUGGCCAUCCGCGACUUCAAGGGCGGCGUCAUCCUCAUCUCGCACAACGAGGAGUUUGUCGGGGCGCUCUGCUCGGAGCAGUGGCACGUGGACGAUGGGCGCGUGGCACUGCGCGGCACCGCGGCCAUCAGCAGCGACCGGUUCGAGGACAGCAGCCGGCCGGCCAGCGCCGUGGCCAGCACGGCGGCCAGCUCUGUCGUCAGCUCCGCCGUCAACUCGGGCAUCGAGGACAACAGCGAGAUGAAGUUCAAGGCGCGCAAGAAGAAGAAGAUGACCAAGAAGGAGGUCAAGGAGCGCGAGGUCAGGCGUCGUCUCAGGCACAUUGAGUGGCUCAACAGCCCCAAGGGCACGCCGCACCCUCCCGACACGGACGACGAGGAUAACUAA